Homo sapiens (human) is the source of this 1693-nucleotide messenger RNA. It is a transcript of the gene TRIP6, whose product is annotated as thyroid hormone receptor interactor 6. The record is from RefSeq and is marked reviewed. Bases 112 to 1542 code for a protein of 476 amino acids. Gene Ontology annotation, biological process: chordate embryonic development. The transcript has 9 exons. Gene Ontology annotation, cellular component: cytoskeleton; cytoplasm; nucleus. NCBI's taxonomy places the organism in Eukaryota, Metazoa, Chordata, Mammalia, Primates, Hominidae.
AGAAAAAGUUUUCUUUUCUGGAGUCCCAAACGAGGUGCGGGACGGAAGAGGGGGUGAAGGCCAGAGGCUCGGGGCUUCAAGACCGCUGUCUGGAGUCCCCCUUUCCAGGCCAUGUCGGGGCCCACCUGGCUGCCCCCGAAGCAGCCGGAGCCCGCCAGAGCCCCUCAGGGGAGGGCGAUCCCCCGCGGCACCCCGGGGCCACCACCGGCCCACGGAGCAGCACUCCAGCCCCACCCCAGGGUCAAUUUUUGCCCCCUUCCAUCUGAGCAGUGUUACCAGGCCCCAGGGGGACCGGAGGAUCGGGGGCCGGCGUGGGUGGGGUCCCAUGGAGUACUCCAGCACACGCAGGGGCUCCCUGCAGACAGGGGGGGCCUUCGCCCUGGAAGCCUGGACGCCGAGAUAGACUUGCUGAGCAGCACGCUGGCCGAGCUGAAUGGGGGUCGGGGUCAUGCGUCACGGCGACCAGACCGACAGGCAUAUGAGCCCCCGCCACCUCCUGCCUACCGCACGGGCUCCCUGAAGCCAAAUCCAGCCUCGCCGCUCCCAGCGUCUCCCUAUGGGGGCCCCACUCCAGCCUCUUACACUACCGCCAGCACCCCGGCUGGCCCAGCCUUCCCCGUGCAAGUGAAGGUGGCACAGCCAGUGAGGGGCUGCGGCCCACCCAGGCGGGGAGCCUCUCAGGCCUCUGGGCCCCUCCCGGGCCCCCACUUUCCUCUCCCAGGCCGAGGUGAAGUCUGGGGGCCUGGCUAUAGGAGCCAGAGAGAGCCAGGGCCAGGGGCCAAAGAGGAAGCUGCUGGGGUCUCUGGCCCUGCAGGAAGAGGAAGAGGAGGCGAGCACGGGCCCCAGGUGCCCCUGAGCCAGCCUCCAGAGGAUGAGCUGGAUAGGCUGACGAAGAAGCUGGUUCACGACAUGAACCACCCGCCCAGCGGGGAGUACUUUGGCCAGUGUGGUGGCUGCGGAGAAGAUGUGGUUGGGGAUGGGGCUGGGGUUGUGGCCCUUGAUCGCGUCUUUCACGUGGGCUGCUUUGUAUGUUCUACAUGCCGGGCCCAGCUUCGCGGCCAGCAUUUCUACGCCGUGGAGAGGAGGGCAUAUUGCGAGGGCUGCUACGUGGCCACCCUGGAGAAAUGUGCCACGUGCUCCCAGCCCAUCCUGGACCGGAUCCUGCGGGCUAUGGGGAAGGCCUACCACCCUGGCUGCUUCACCUGCGUGGUGUGUCACCGCGGCCUCGACGGCAUCCCCUUCACAGUGGAUGCUACGAGCCAGAUCCACUGCAUUGAGGACUUUCACAGGAAGUUUGCCCCAAGAUGCUCAGUGUGCGGUGGGGCCAUAAUGCCUGAGCCAGGUCAGGAGGAGACUGUGAGAAUUGUUGCUCUGGAUCGAAGUUUUCACAUUGGCUGUUACAAGUGCGAGGAGUGUGGGCUGCUGCUCUCCUCUGAGGGCGAGUGUCAGGGCUGCUACCCGCUGGAUGGGCACAUCUUGUGCAAGGCCUGCAGCGCCUGGCGCAUCCAGGAGCUCUCAGCCACCGUCACCACUGACUGCUGAGUCUUCCUAGAAGUACCUGCUGGGUUCUCAGUUCCAGUUCCCAUCCUUUGAUUGAUCACUCUCCCUGACAUCCACCUGUAUGACUUUGUCACCAAAUGCUGUCUUCUCUUUCUCCAAUCAAGAAAUAAUAAUCCCUCGAGUUUACAAAACA